AUGCGCCUAACCAACACCCUCGUCGUGGCUGUUGCUGCCAUCCUUCUCGCAAGCGAAAACGCUUUUUCUGCAGCAACUGAUGCCGACCAGGCUACCGUUUCGAAGUUGGCGGCAGCGGAGUUCGACACGUUGGUCGAUGUCCUCACCACUGAGAGCAAGAGAUCCCUUCGGGCCACGGUCGAUGACGGCGAAGAGAGGUACAAGCAGUUUAAAAUCGAAGCCUUGAAAAAAGGAAAGUGGACGGAUAUUUUCAACAAAUGGAAGGGUAACGAGCUUAGUCCGGCCGAGGUCCAGAACAAGCUGAAAAACAAGAAAUUGAGCGACGAUUUGAAAGACGCUAUUUUCAGGAAUUAUAAAGACUGGUAG
This is a messenger RNA of Phytophthora sojae, 366 nucleotides long. RefSeq lists its product as hypothetical. The coding region runs from base 1 to 366 and encodes 121 amino acids. The record is from RefSeq and is a predicted model, not a curated record. NCBI's taxonomy places the organism in Eukaryota, Oomycota, Peronosporomycetes, Peronosporales, Peronosporaceae. The transcript has a single exon.